Messenger RNA from Anopheles stephensi (Asian malaria mosquito), 2668 nucleotides. RefSeq names its product esterase B1. NCBI's taxonomy places the organism in Eukaryota, Metazoa, Arthropoda, Insecta, Diptera, Culicidae. Bases 282 to 2192 code for a protein of 636 amino acids. The record is from RefSeq and is a predicted model, not a curated record. The transcript has 7 exons. Gene Ontology annotation, molecular function: hydrolase activity.
UUUCGGUUUCAGUCGAGCUCCAGCAUCAGCCACGGACGGACACGCGGUCGUAACGAAGCGGUAGUGGUGUUGUGAUUUGAUACCGAAUUUACUGUACUAUCUCAGUGUGUGCGUGCGUAACCGAUUUGUGAUUCCAAAAGAAGAAGAAAAAAGCCGCUUUGUGCAACCUGUUUCUCGGUCGCCGUGAGACAGCCGUUCGGGACUUCCUUAUCGAGGGAAAAGGAAGAAACGGGAGAAGCUCGUCCAGGCGGAGAAGGUCAGCAGGACGUGUUAGACGAACCAUGUACGCGUUUCGCGUGCUGAUCCUGUCGCUCGUUUCCAUCGGUGUACACUCCAGCUAUGCCCUGCCACCGUCCACAUUCGGUGAAGCCUUGGCCAGCGCUGGCCAAUUAUCGAACAAAUUGAAGGAAACGGCAGCAUGGAAAACGUUCACCGGCAUUGCACGUGACUCCGACUCGAUCAACUCCCUCGUUCGGAUCAUACCGCGAACGACGAUGGGCUUCGUGCGAGAUGUGGUGAGUUCGUUCAAGCGCGAGUCCCGUGCCAUCAUCCUCACGCGGAACGGCGCCCUGGAGGGACGGCUGCAGCAGGUGAAGGGUGGCGGUUCCGGUUCGUUCUAUGCAUUCAAAGGCAUCCGGUACGGGCAGCCCCCGGUUGGUGAGCUACGGUUCCGGGCCCCACUGCCCGAGGAACCGUGGAAAGGUGUGCGCAGUGCAACGCGCGAAGGUUCCGUCUGUCCGCAUCGCAACAUGAUUCUGGACAACUUCAAGGGUAACGAGGACUGUUUGUUUCUGAACGUGUACUCACCGGAGCUGCCCGUUGGCGAGGACAAUCCGCUGCUGCCGGUUAUGGUGUGGAUCCAUGGCGGAGCUUUCUCGUUCGGUUCCGGUAAUGCGUUUCUGUACGGUCCGGACUAUCUUGUGCCGAACGGUGUUGUGCUGGUGACGUUCAACUAUCGGCUCGGUCCGCUCGGAUUUCUGAGCGUUGGUCGGGAUGCACCGGGCAAUGCUGGCAUCAAGGAUCAGGUGUUGGCGCUACGCUGGGUACAGGAAAACAUUGCCGCAUUCGGGGGUAAUCCGGAGGAUGUGACCAUCUUCGGACAAUCGGCCGGAUCCGUUUCGGUACAGCUGCUCACACUGUCCCCACUGUCCAAGGGCCUGUUCCACAAAGCAAUUGCCCAGAGCGGUUCAGUGCUUAACCCGUGGGCGAUCGCCCGUAACACCAAAGAUCGUGCCUUUAAGCUCGCCCACAUGUUGGGCAUUCGGACGAACGAUACCGGCGAGCUGCUGGACGCGCUGCGUCGUACGAGCCCUCAGAAGAUAGUGGACGCAGCCCUCAAAACGCUUACCGCAGAAGAUGUGCGUAAAAGCAUCGGACUACCGUUUGUGCCUUCGCUAGAAGAUUGGACCGGUGAGGAUGCGUCGAACGAGGAACCACUUAUCGCCGAGGAACCGUUGGAAUUGCUGAAGAGUGGCCGGUACCACCAUGUGCCGGUGAUUGUCGGCUUCAACUCACACGAAGCGAUGCUGUUUAUGCGACGAUUACGCAAGGAUCCAAACUUGCUGCAAACGAUCGACGGAGACUUUGAGCGGUUGAUACCGCUAAACCUGAAGGUGAAUCGGGAGUCGGACGAGGGCAGACAGUUUGCGGCCCGAAUGAAACGAUUCUACAUGGGCGAUAAACACGUCUCGAACGAAACCAUUCAGGAGAUGAUGAACCUCAUGUCGGAUGUAAUGUUCCUGCACGGCAUCUCCGACUACGCCCGAUUGCACGCGUCCCACAACGGGCUCAACUCGACCUGGGUCUAUCGGUUCGCGUACGACGGUGCGCUCGGGAUCUACAAGCGGAUACUGGGCAUUGACUGGCCCGGUGCAUGCCAUGGCGACGAGCUGGGAUAUCUGUUCCACUUUGGCGUGCUAAACCUGCGGCUAGACAACACCUCGCCCGAGCUGCAAGUGAUGCACAAGAUGACCCGCAUGUGGACCAACUUUGCCAAGUACGGCAAUCCCACACCGUUCGGAGAAGAUGAACUGCUGCUCAGCAUCAGCUGGCCGUCGGUAAUACCGAAAACGAUGACCGAACUACCGUACCUGGACAUUACCGGUGCGCUCGAGACCCGGUCAAAUCCCGAAGCUGAGCGGUUACAGUUCUGGGACGAAGCCUUCACCAAGUACAAUGGCAAUUUGUUGUAAUACAACGAAAUAGUACAACAGGACGGAGUUUGCGAUGGGUUGGUGCUCCGUCUCCCAACAGCCAAAAACUGCUUUUGGAGCCGGUUUAGCUUUAGUAAAUGUUGUAAGCCAUAGAGCAGAAUUGUGUUGGUAGUAGGAUUGUUUUAUUCCUAACUGAAGAAGGGACAACUAGAAGAUAUACGAAAGGUCUUGUAUGCAGAAUGACGCAGUCACGCACACACACACGCACUGUGGGUUUUAUUUAGUACAUUUUCUAACGAUUUUGAACGAUUAGAUUAGGAAUUGUUGAUGCUAUUUGCUUUUACCGUGUUGUUGGAUGUAGUAGAUGUUUUUUUUUUGUUUUCCUCCCCACUAGGAAGUAAGUAAGGUAGCGUAGGUAUACAAAAUAGAUCAAUUUUGGACCAAUCUUUAUCUGAGGACUGAAAGUUAAAAUGAAUGACUUUAUCAACAAAUAAACUAGUACGAAAAUUCGAAAA